Messenger RNA from Fonsecaea nubica, 1905 nucleotides. RefSeq lists its product as hypothetical. NCBI's taxonomy places the organism in Eukaryota, Fungi, Ascomycota, Eurotiomycetes, Chaetothyriales, Herpotrichiellaceae. The coding region runs from base 1 to 1905 and encodes 634 amino acids. The transcript has a single exon. The record is from RefSeq and is a predicted model, not a curated record.
AUGGCUCUUCGUGGUAUCUUGACGAGGCUGAGGUUCCAUCCACCAGUACAACCUGUCCUGUCUCGCGAGGAGGUAUUGAAGUUGCACAAUGUCUUUUGCAAAUACAACCCGACUCACUGUCGCCGGAGUCUCAUGACAACGAAAUGUUUCGCCCCAAGAGUCAUUAGGCGAUCGGUUGGGUCUCUAUCUCCUGCACGGGCAACCGACCAUGAUACAGGCCUUGCUCCCUUUCGCAAGGACGACCUGCCGCCUGACUUGGAAGUGCCAUCGCCGGUGACCAUUGACGAUGUCGAAGCAACAAAGUGGUCUGAAACGACGGACGUCCUGGUCGUAGGGUUUGGUGCUGCCGGUGCCGCAGCUGCCCUCCAAGCUCGCGAGUCCGGCGCCCAGGUGAUCGCGGUCGAUCGUUUUGGAAAUGGCGGUGCGACAUUCUUCAGUGGCGGCGUUAUUUACGCCGGGGGUACAGAAGCCCAGCGCCAGAAUGGUGUCAACGACUCACCCGAGGAGAUGUUCAAGUACCUGAACACCGAGGGUUGUCCUGUUCAACCGGAGACGUUGCGAAAAUUCUGUCAGGACAGUGCUGGCAAUGUCGAAUGGGUGGUCCAGCAUGGCCUGCUGUACGGUGGCCCAGUCUUUACCGAAAAGACAGCAUUUCCACCCGCGCCGUACAAGAUCUACUAUUCGGGCAAUGAGGCCAUGCCCUCGUAUGCGGAAAAAGCGAAACCGGCGCCACGCGGCCACAUGGCGGCAGGUAAAGGCUUUGGAGGCUCCAAGUUGUACAAGACCCUCCGCGACGCUGCUGAGAAGGCCAAAGUCAGGUUCCUGCCCCAUACCAAAGUCACUCGACUUGUCGUCGACCGCGACCGUCGUGUUGUCGGUGCAGAGGUGCUGAGUCUCCCUCAGAGCCUCUGGAAACAACACGACAAAUUGUUCAACACGGUGCACCCAUGGGUACCAUUCAACGCUGGUCGUUCUAAGAAGGCCAUCAAGGAGGCGACAGACAUGGAGGCCCGGGUGACCGAGCGAAAGCUAAUCAGGGCCCGGCACGGCGUUGUGCUGUGCUCUGGCGGCUAUAAUCGUAACUUGUCACUGGUCGAAAAGUACCAACCCGUUCUGGCAAAGCACUACGAAAAGACGUUGCCGCUGGGCUCCAUCAGCGACAAUGGAGCCAGUGUCGCUUUGGGAGCGUCAGUAGGGGGCGUGUCGUCCUUGCUGAGCCAUAUCAGUGUUGCACGAACAAUGGUACCUCCCAACGUCUACGCCAAUGGAGUACUGGUGAAUGCUCACGGCAAGCGGUUCAUCAAUGAAGGAGCAUAUGCGAUGUUCAUCGGUACGGAAAUGCUCAAUCAGCCCGACGGGAGGGGCUAUCUGAUCCUCGAAUCCCGAGACUUCUGGUACGGCGUGUACAAGUCUUUCUUCACCGGGGGCAACUUCCUGCUCUGGGGCGCCCCGGCACUCAUCAACAUCUUCUUCGGCGGUACUCGACGAGCUCGAUCGCUGGAGAAGCUUGCAAAGAAGAUCCAAGUCCCUCCGCAGGGACUGAGAGAGCAGAUCGAGGAGUACAACACCGCCUGCCUCUCAGGCCAGGCGGACAAAUUGGGCAAGCUGAAAGACAUUUUCCGCCCGGUUGCCAAGGGUCCCUUCUACGCCGUCAACGUAUCUCUCGGGAACAAGUUCAACCCGGCGCAGUCGAUCACCAUGGGCGGAUUGGUCGUGGACGAGCAAACAGGAAACGUCAAGCGCGAAGAUGGCAGCGCGGUGCCCGGCCUGUACGCCGCCGGGAGAGCAGCUGUUGGGGUUUGUUCGGGCGGAUUUGUCAGUGGGAUGGCGUUGGCCGAUGCCCUCUUCAGUGGUCGUCGAGCAGGCCGUACUUGUGCCACUCGUCCGCUCGCGGCCUCAGGGUAG